UUCUUUCCAUGUGGACGCUCUGCCCAUGGACGCGACCCCGCGUGCUUCCUAGACGCUCCGCGGGCUCCUAAAGGUCGACCAUGGUGGCCGGGACCCGCUGCCUUCUAGCGUUGCUGCUUCCCCAGGUCCUCCUGGGCGGCGCGGCCGGCCUCAUCCCCGAGCUGGGCCGGAGGAGGUUCGCGGCGGCAUCCCGGGCCGGCUCGGCGUCCCGACCGUCCGACGACGUCCUCAGCGAGUUCGAGCUGCGGCUGCUCGGCAUGUUCGGCCUGAAGCAGAGACCCACCCCCAGCCGGGACGCCGUGGUGCCGCCCUACAUGCUGGACCUGUACCGCCGGCACUCGGGUCAGCCUGGAGCCCCCGCGCUGGACCACCGGCUGGAGCGCGCGGCCAGCCGGGCCAACACCGUGCGCAGCUUCCACCACGAAGAAUCUCUGGAGGAACUCCCAGAAGCAAGUGGAACAACCACCCGGCGAUUUUUCUUUAACUUAACUUCUAUCCCCACUGAGGAAUUUAUCACUUCAGCUGAACUUCAGGUCUUUCGGGAGCAGGCACAGGAAACGCUAGAGAACAAUAGCAGUUUCCAUCACCGAAUUAAUAUUUAUGAAAUUCUAAAACCUGCAGCCGCCAACAUGAAGUUGCCUGUGACCCGACUCUUGGACACUAGAUUGGUGAUGCAGAAUGUGAGCGGCUGGGAGAGAUUUGAUGUCACCCCUGCUGUGAUGCGGUGGACAGCACAGGGACAGGCCAACCAUGGGUUUGUGGUAGAAGUGGCCCAUUUGGCGGGGAACCCACGUGUCUCCAAGAGGCACGUUCGAAUUAGCAGGUCUUUGCACCAAGAUGAGCACAGCUGGUCCCAAAUCAGGCCACUGCUUGUCACUUUUGGCCAUGAUGGCAAAGGACAUCCUCUCCACAAAAGAGAAAAGCGUCAAGCCAAACACAAACCACGGAAGCGCCUCAAGUCCAGCUGUAAGAGACAUCCUUUGUACGUGGACUUCAGUGACGUGGGGUGGAAUGACUGGAUCGUAGCCCCCCCAGGGUAUCAUGCCUUUUACUGCCAUGGGGAAUGCCCAUUCCCCCUGGCUGAUCAUCUGAACUCCACUAACCAUGCCAUUGUGCAGACCUUGGUCAAUUCCGUGAACUCGAAGAUUCCCAAGGCGUGCUGUGUCCCAACAGAACUCAGUGCUAUCUCCAUGCUGUACCUUGACGAAAAUGAAAAGGUUGUAUUAAAGAACUAUCAGGACAUGGUUGUGGAGGGUUGUGGGUGUCGUUAG
This is a messenger RNA of Suncus etruscus (white-toothed pygmy shrew), 1271 nucleotides long. RefSeq names its product bone morphogenetic protein 2 (gene BMP2). The record is from RefSeq and is a predicted model, not a curated record. NCBI's taxonomy places the organism in Eukaryota, Metazoa, Chordata, Mammalia, Eulipotyphla, Soricidae. The transcript is spliced from 3 exons. Gene Ontology annotation, cellular component: extracellular region. Gene Ontology annotation, biological process: negative regulation of transcription by RNA polymerase II; BMP signaling pathway; SMAD protein signal transduction. Bases 81 to 1271 code for a protein of 396 amino acids. Gene Ontology annotation, molecular function: cytokine activity; growth factor activity; BMP receptor binding.